GACUGUGCUUCGGCAUCGCUUGUCAUGUUUCUGUUAUCUGUUUAUUUUAGUGACAAAAUGUAAUUAAUUAUUAUUGUUUUGUAUGAAAUUACUUAAUAAAAACGGCCAAAAUUACAUCUUAGCGCCAAAUGGCGGCCGUGUCGUUGAACACUAUGAACAAUGUAGUGCAAAAUCAAUUAACUCGCUCUCUAGAAAAGAUUUUGGAGGAUGCUAAUUUAAGUGGUGAAUUAAAGUUGAGCGGACGAAAGUUGAAGGAGUUUCCGAAGGGAAAAUAUAAUUUAAGUGAUACAGUAUUUGCUGAUCUUUCCAAAAAUCGCUUUUGCGAACUUCCAAAUGAUGUGACUGCAUUCCACUUUCUGGAACGACUUCUAUUGUAUCACAAUGCUAUCAGAAACAUACCUGAAUCUGUCGGCGCCUUACAGUCUCUAUCCUACUUAGAUCUAAGCCGAAAUCAUCUGACGACUCUGCCCCGCGAAAUAUGUCUCCUUCCCUUAGAGGUGCUCCUGGUGUCGAACAACCGCCUGGUCAGUUUGCCGGACGAAUUAGGGCGGAUGAGUCAGCUUAGCGAAUUGGAUGCCAGUUGUAAUUUUCUAGCCCAUCUUCCUGUGCGAAUCGGCGAACUCAGGAAAUUGAGAGUUCUCAAUCUCCGGAGCAAUGCCCUCGUGUAUCUUCCUUUAGAAGUCGUAAACUUGAAAUUAGUGUCAUUAAAUCUAAGCAGCAAUAGAAUAUCCAUGCUACCCGUCGAAAUGAGGCUAAUGGAAAAUUUAAUAGAAUUGGAUAUUUCUCAUAAUCCUUUGACGGUCCCACCUGCUAAUUUAUGCGAGAAAGGAAUGGUCCACAUCUUCAAAUAUCUAGAGACUCAGUAUAUCAAAAACGGUGGAGGUCCCUUCAAACAAAUCGCUAUGACGACAGCAGCAAAUGCAAGGAUAGCACGUACAACUGCAAGUCCUAUUUCGACACCAACAAAAACUUACACGAAUCGUACAUUGCAACCAAAUACAUUGGAUAGUCUGAAAAGUAAAAGGCCUCAUGUGGACAGCGGGUACUGUACCAGUGAUGGCUUUGAUAAACAUUGGAUCGAAGAUGUACAUGAUGCGAAUGCAGAAACGUUUGAUUUAUAUCAAAAUUUGUCUUCAUCUUUGUCUUCCAACUCAUCUCAAGACACAAUAACACCUUUGAGUGGGGCUCCUUUGGCAUCUAGUGAAAGUCGAAGUGGGAGUUCCACACCAUCAACCAUAUCACCUGGACCGUCUGAAAUUACUGCAAACAGAGAACUGUCGGAUGACAGGCUUGCUAAUAUACAAACUUAUAGAGAGUAUAAAGAAGCCCUAAGGCAGCAAAGACAACUCGAUGGCCACAUAGUCUACAGAUCUAAGGAACACACUCCACCUACACCUCAAACUCCCGAAACCAACUUCCAAACAACUCUAAUGAACCAAAAUCCCGACCACAAGUUUAUUGCGAGUUCUCCAAAUACUCCACUCAGUUCCAGGCGAGAUUACAGUCACAACGAUCACUCAAACUCAUUAAACCAUCACCAAGGAAUGCAACAGAUCUCAAAAUACAUGAACGGUUACACCAACGGCCAACCAAAUGGUGUAAAUGGUUCUCAAAGCCCAAUUGCAUCAGUCAACCCCAUGCUGAAUGGAAAUUCCGUCAGUCGCAAACCUGUGCAAAAAGUUACACCAUCCAGAAACAUUGUAAAUGACAUCACACUUGAACAGAAUAAAAUAAACUCCAUGACAUCACCUGAUAACGAGAAAUCGGAUUCAGUGAAAAAUUCGCCCCAAUCUCCAUAUAAAACAUUUGCUAAUAAGAACGAUAUAUACGUUAAGCCGAAUUCGCCGAUUAAAAAUUCUAGUAAUAUUUUAAGUCAUAAUAACGUUCCGGUAGCCAACCGGAAUGGUUUGACCAAAAACGGGAACAAGAGUGUUACUUGGGAGAGUAAUUCUCCUGAUAAAUUAGAUAAAUUUAGUUUCACAAUGAAGAGGGAAUUUGAUAAGCAAAAGGAGGAGACUGAGCUGAUAGACCAAUUACGUAAUAUAAUUGAAUCACGUCUAAAAAUGACACUGCCACAAGAUCUUGGAUCAGCCUUAACCGAUGGUGUUGUUUUGUGUCACUUGGCAAACCAGGUUUCGCCCAGGGCUGUUGCCACAAUUCAUGUGCCAAGUGCCACUGUUCCAAAAUUAACGAUGGCAAGGUGCAGGAGGAAUGUUGACAAUUUUCUGGAGGCUUGCAGGAAAAUAGGCGUUGAGGAAAAAAUCGAUAAGUAUAAAAUUUUAUAUUAAUUAUUAAACGAAUACGAAUUGACAUAUUAAAACCCCAUAAAGGCAACAUAUUGAAUUGUAAAUGAGAAUAUAUUCGGUUAAGUUUUAGAGUAAGGAAAUAAUUGACUACUAUAUGCUACGACGGUUGAAUUAAGAAGGAAAACGUGAUAAUACAUUAUUAUGCUCAAUUUUAUUUUUGCAUAAAUGAUUAUUUUAUUUUUUCUUGUGUGUGAUAUCUUUAAUUUAAAGUUUUACAAUAUAUAAAUAUUGUUGCAUCAUUUUUUAAUAUAAAUUUGGAUUACAUGACAUUAUACAGGGUAGGUUAGUAUGAAAUAAUUUUUAUUUUUCAUUAUUUUAUAUAUAAGAAAUAUGUACUGAUUUAUUAUGCCAUGGUAAUAAUUAGAGAGAAGAUGGAUUUUUACACGAAUUUUGAAGGAAAUAAUCACUGGUGCGAGAAUUCAAAAUGUUUAUAUACUUUUUAUAAAAUUAUGUAUAUAGAAUUAAUUUAGAAUAUUUUAGGGGGCGUCCAUUAAUUACUUGGUGUUUGAAGAGGAGAGGGGGGGGCGCUUUGAAAAAAAAUCACGUGAGGUGAAGAAGGUCUAAGUUAUUAAAAAAAAUUAAUUUUCACAUUUUUAUGUGCUAAAGAUACACGUAAAGUUUGGAGGAAAAGUUGGAAGGUAAUUUUAAUUUUUAUUCCAAAAAUCUUCAGAAAUUGAUCACGUGAUUAAUGUACGCCCACUUUAUACAAAAUUUAUACAAAGGCUUUGGCACAGAUUAUCAGACAAAUCAGAAAAUUCCACAAAAAAGCAAAAAAUAUUAAAGAUUAAUAAUGAAUAUUAAAAAUUUUAGAGAUUUUCACGUUU
This is a messenger RNA of Ctenocephalides felis (cat flea), 3130 nucleotides long. RefSeq names its product leucine-rich repeat and calponin homology domain-containing protein 3-like. Lineage: Eukaryota; Metazoa; Arthropoda; Insecta; Siphonaptera; Pulicidae. The record is from RefSeq and is a predicted model, not a curated record. Gene Ontology annotation, molecular function: protein binding.